UAUGUACGAUAGUGACUUAGAAAUUGACGAUGAGGAAGAACACCAGCAGGGAAAGGAACAUGAAAAGCUUUUCUCAGUGGCAACGGAACAUGUAAUGCACAAAGCGAAUGUCUACGAAGCCAGAGAUUUGCUUGAAUUCUAUGCAUUAUACAAGCAGGCAACGAGUGGGGCGUGUCACGGGCCUCGCCCGUCGAUGCUGCAAAUGAAAGCGCGCAGCAAGUGGCAAGCAUGGCACGAACUAGGCGACAUGAGCAGCGCCGAUGCGCAGCGUGCGUAUGUUGAUAAAGUACACAAACUGGAUCCCAGUUGGUUGGAUAACAAACAGAUUAUUGGUGGUACCGCAAGUGGUCGGACCGGUUGGGUGGUGCACUCUAUUGAAUCGGUGCCAAUAGAAGAGACCAACAAGCCGGAGCAGCAGAAGACGUUAUUUGACCAUGUCAAGGAGAAGAACUUGGAGCGGUUGCGUGAGCAACUGAAGCCCGCGGAUCUAAUUGAAUUGGAUGAGCAAGGCAUGGCCUUGCUGCACUGGGCAACCGAUCGCAAUGCCAUUGAGAUCAUUGAGUUUCUGAUCAAGCAAGGCGCCGACGUCGAUCAGCGCGAUGCUGAGCAACAGACGCCAUUGCAUUAUGCCGCCAGCUGUGGCCAUGUGGAGGCCUUGCGCUAUUUGCUAUCGUUGAAUGCGAAUAUGGAGCUGCGCGAUGUCGAUGGCCAGACGUGCAUCGAUGUGGCCGAUGAUGUAGAGAUUUGCAGCAUACUAAAAGCCGAGCUGCAGCUGCGCAACAAAAGCAGCUAUUAAAUUCAUUACAAAAGUGCAUAUAACAAAAAAUACAUAUUUCU
Drosophila mojavensis is the source of this 837-nucleotide messenger RNA. RefSeq names its product acyl-CoA-binding domain-containing protein 6 (gene anox). Bases 2 to 796 code for a protein of 264 amino acids. The transcript has a single exon. Gene Ontology annotation, molecular function: protein binding; fatty-acyl-CoA binding. NCBI's taxonomy places the organism in Eukaryota, Metazoa, Arthropoda, Insecta, Diptera, Drosophilidae. The record is from RefSeq and is a predicted model, not a curated record.